This is a messenger RNA of Laetiporus sulphureus 93-53, 1131 nucleotides long. RefSeq lists its product as uncharacterized. The record is from RefSeq and is a predicted model, not a curated record. Gene Ontology annotation, molecular function: DNA binding. NCBI's taxonomy places the organism in Eukaryota, Fungi, Basidiomycota, Agaricomycetes, Polyporales, Laetiporaceae. Bases 1 to 858 code for a protein of 285 amino acids. The transcript is spliced from 3 exons.
AUGUCCGCUGCGUCUGUCCUUCCGUACUCUUCUGCCUCCGGUACUCCUCUGCGCAGCAUCCAGAUAAUAGAAGUCCCGGGUUGUCGUAGCCUGCAGCAAGAGGCCUCCUGUUGUCCUGACUGUUGCCAGACUUGCGGUAGGCAAGAAGCAGCCGAUGCUCUGAUGAUGCUCUCAAGUGCUCCUGUUCACUCCGCUUCCGGCUCCCGACCACCGUGCAUACAAGACAAUGCAGCAACAUCAAGCACUAUAGAUAUCCUCGCUCUGGUCAAGCAGGCAUCCCAGCUAAUGACAGCCAUGGUCGACCAGCAAUCCACUCAGCCCGCACCGCAAACCACCAGGAACCUACGCCCGCGCGCUCCUGAAGAGAAAAAGAGGACAACGGGCAAGAGCAAGUCGCUCAUGAAGAAAGACCUGCCUCGUGCCCGUGCUCGAAGCAGCGUGCCAGAGGACAAGCAGGCCGUGCGGUCUCAACUAAAGGCAAAAGCAAUAGCCAUCAAGUGCGCGACAGCGCCUACACCGUACCAGGCCUACAUCAUGACCUGGAUAUUCGAACAUAUCACGCCGUACCCCGACAUUCACUGGCGCUCAAUGAUUGCCGUCGCCAUCAACUGGUCCCUGUUGAGAACCACCCGCUGGUUUGAGAAUCAACGCCGUUGUCUGAACAGGAGCGAGGGGAAGGAGUGGGCGGCUCGCAGCGGCGCACUCGUCCCCACAAUGGUCGAGGAGCGCUGGGUGCGCGUGUGGCCGACCGCAUCGACCGAGCACAACGCGCGGCUCUCAUGGACGGACGAAACAUUCAAGGGGGUCCUGCACCAAUUAAUUGAAGAGCAACGGCCGAAUUUCGGGGCGAAGCCAUAAAAACAAAGGUCACUGAAACAGAACACCAUAUUUAUUCAUGGGCAUUCCUCGACUACCUUGCAUUCAACCAUCUAGAAUUGCAUUUGCUUUACUUCAUUUACGAGCACCGUGCUUUGGAAGCGGUGUCCCGCGAUAUUGAUCGGAUUGGAAAGAGACAUUACUAUUCAUCAUGUCCGCUUCAAUGCAUACCUUCAUACUAGAUCAAAUCUUAUCAUCUGUAUACUCUACGUUCUGUAUGUCUCCGGCACCAGUUCAAUUAAUCUCUAAUCUGAC